Messenger RNA from Punica granatum (pomegranate), 1275 nucleotides. The record is from RefSeq and is a predicted model, not a curated record. NCBI's taxonomy places the organism in Eukaryota, Viridiplantae, Streptophyta, Magnoliopsida, Myrtales, Lythraceae.
AUAUAACUGCUCGGCCAAAUUAAAGUCGGCCAUUAUUAUCCAAAUGAGCAUGGAAGGUUUCAGCUCUCUUUCAUUCACCCUCCUCUUCCUCCAUGCAGCCCUUGCAGCCUCCUCCUCCCCUUCCCUCAGCCCUGAAUCCAGUCUUCCGCCGCUGCCGGAAAAUGAAUGGACAGUCAGUACUGCUCUCUUCAUCUUCGGCGACUCCUUCUUCGACGUCGGGAAUAACAACCACAUCAACACCACCACCCUCGACCAGGCCAACUUCUGGCCGUAUGGCGAAACCUACUUCCGCUACCCCAGCGGUCGCUUCUCCGAUGGCCGUGUAGUGCCUGAUUUCAUUGCUGAGAAGGCAAGGCUUCCUUUCAUCCCACCAUUUUUACAGCCGGGGAUUAGUCACCAUUUUGGGAUUAACUUUGCCUCUGCUGGAGCUGGCGCUCUCGUUGAAACCUUUCAAGGUUCGGUGAUUGAUCUGAAAACACAACUGAGGUACUUCAAGAAAGUGGAGCAUCGGUUAAGGCAGAAGUUAGGGAAAAGCAAAGCAAGGAUCAAACUAUCAAAGGCAGUCUACAUGUUUGCCAUUGGGAGCAAUGAUUACAUGAGCCCUUUCUUGACCAAUUCCUCCGCCAGCUCACUCCUCGACUCCAAGUAUGUGGAAAUGGUGAUUGGCAAUUUGACCACCGUCAUCAAGGACAUAUAUGCGAAGGGAGGAAGGAAUUUCGGGUUUAUCAACUUACCUCCCCUGGGGUGUCUUCCCGGCCUCAGAAUACUCAGAGCAUCCGACGACAGCAAGUGCCACGAGGAAGUGUCAUUGCUCGCAGAGUUGCAUAACAAAGCACUGUCGAGACGUCUCGUCGCGCUGAAGAAUAAGCUCCGACGGUUCAGAUAUUCUCUCUACGACUUCAAUGCCUUCCUACGGCAAAGGAUCAACCAUCCUUCCAAAUAUGGUUUUAUCGGAGGAAAAGAUGCGUGCUGCGGGACGGGAACAUUCCGAGGAGUUUACAGCUGUGGAGGGAAGAGGAUAGUGAAGGAGUAUGAACUGUGCGAAGACCCCAGCCGGUACAUAUAUUGGGAUUCCUAUCAUUUGACUGAGAGGGCUUAUCAGCAACUGGCAGAAGAGAUGUGGGGUGGAAAAGGAAAUACUUACAAGUUGAGUCCUUACAAUUUGAAGGAUCUCUUCCGAGGGGUCUGAGGAAAUUAAUUAUGGGCCUUAAUCAAUCGAAUAAUUGAAAUUGAUGGCAUUUAUCAAUUUGAUUCUCAACCUGCUGCCAAAGGAUU